Molecule: messenger RNA, 1372 nt
Organism: Calypte anna (Anna's hummingbird)
Lineage: Eukaryota; Metazoa; Chordata; Aves; Apodiformes; Trochilidae
Gene: AVPR1A
Product: arginine vasopressin receptor 1A
Exons: 2
Coding region: 1-1311 (436 amino acids)
Biological process (GO): G protein-coupled receptor signaling pathway; regulation of systemic arterial blood pressure by vasopressin; positive regulation of vasoconstriction
Cellular component (GO): membrane
Molecular function (GO): vasopressin receptor activity; peptide binding
Source: RefSeq, a predicted model, not a curated record
AUGCGCCUCGCCGGCGGCGCCGGCUCCCCCCGGGCGGCACCUUCGCCGGGGAACGGCAGCCGGUGGCGGGCGGCGGAGCCCGGCGGUGGCGGUGGUGGCGGGAACAGCAGCCCCAGCCCCGAGGCGUGGUCGGGGUCGCCCAACGGCAGCCUGGGGGACUGGGACCCCUUCGGGCGGGACGAGGAGCUGGCGAAGCUGGAGAUCGCCGUGCUGGCUGUCACCUUCGCGGUGGCGGUGGUGGGGAACGGCAGCGUGCUGCUGGCCCUGCGGCGCACGCCGCGCAAGGCGUCCCGCAUGCACCUCUUCAUCCGCCACCUCAGCCUGGCCGACCUGGUGGUGGCCUUCUUCCAGGUGCUGCCCCAGCUCUGCUGGGAGGUGACUCACCGCUUCCACGGCCCCGACGGGCUCUGCCGCGUCGUCAAGCACCUACAGGUCUUCGGCAUGUUCGCCUCGGCGUACAUGCUGGUGGCCAUGACCGCCGACCGCUACAUCGCCGUCUGCCACCCGCUGAAGACGCUGCAGCAGCCCACCAAGCGCUCCUACGGGAUGAUCGCGGCGGCCUGGGCGCUCAGCCUGCUGCUUAGCACCCCCCAGUACUUCAUCUUCUCCCUCAGCGAGGUGGAGCGCGGCUCGCAGGUCUACGACUGCUGGGCGCACUUCAUUAUGCCCUGGGGGCCCCGCGCCUACAUCACCUGGAUCACCGGCGGGAUCUUCGUCGCGCCCGUCCUCAUCCUCGUCACCUGCUACGGUUUCAUCUGCUACCGCAUCUGGCGCAACGUCAGGGGCAAGACGCGCCCGGGGCCGACGGCGGCGGCGGAGGGCAGCGGAGGGCGGCGGGGGGACGGCGGCGGCCCCCGGCGGGGGCUGCUGCUCGCCCCUUGUGUCAGCAGCGUCAAGAGCAUCUCCCGCGCCAAGAUCCGCACCGUCAAGAUGACCUUCGUCAUCGUCUCGGCGUACGUCGUCUGCUGGGCGCCUUUCUUCACCAUCCAGAUGUGGUCCGUCUGGGACCAGCGCUUCCCUUGGGUCGAUUCUGAAAACACCGCGACUACGGUCACGGCUCUGCUGGCCAGCCUGAACAGUUGCUGUAACCCGUGGAUCUACAUGUUCUUCAGUGGGCAUCUCCUGCAAGACUGCAUACAGAGCUUCCCUUGCUGCCAAAAAAUAAAGCAAACGCUGAGUAAAGAAGAUUCAAACAGCAACAGUAGACGACAGACUUCUUUUACCAACAAUAGAAGCCCAACGCACACCCUGAACACCUGGAGAGAGUCUCCCCACUCCAAAUCGACCAGUUUCAUCCCCAUCCCAACCUGAGACAGGCCCCGGGGCAGGCAGGGUUUGCAGACCCCAAACAGCACUACAGAAGGUUAUGGCA